Molecule: messenger RNA, 2293 nt
Organism: Chenopodium quinoa (quinoa)
Lineage: Eukaryota; Viridiplantae; Streptophyta; Magnoliopsida; Caryophyllales; Amaranthaceae
Product: ATP synthase mitochondrial F1 complex assembly factor 2-like
Exons: 4
Coding region: 189-1154 (321 amino acids)
Biological process (GO): mitochondrial proton-transporting ATP synthase complex assembly
Cellular component (GO): mitochondrion
Source: RefSeq, a predicted model, not a curated record
AAUAUAAGUCAAAUUGUUGCUUUUCAACUGUUAUUAAAGUCAACAACUGCGUAUCAAAGCACUAGUCGUAAUUCUGAAAAAUGGCCAUCAAUUCAUAAACCCUCGCAAACAUAAACCCAUUUCCAAUCCACUCGAUCUCCCCAAAUUUCAAUACAAUCAAACCUUCAAACUCCAUUGAAUCUUCAACAAUGGCGUCAAACAUUCUAAGAAACUCCCUAAAAUCAAUCAACUCACUAACCCUACGAACCCUAACAACCUACCGCCGCCAUUUCAGCGCCGCCGCCGCGAACCCCACCACCGCCGCCGCCGAAGAAUCCGACGCAUUCACCUUCUCGUCCGACGGCGCCGACAGCAGCAUACACCUGAAGGCGAAAAAAGCGGCGGAUUCGUCUGUGACAAUGCCGAUGUCUUUCAUGACUGGUUCUAUUGUUGGAAAGAGAUUCUACAAGAAAGUGACAACGAGAGAAGCUGAUGAUGGUAAUGGGUGGAGUGUUAUGCUCGAUUAUCGUACCCUUAAAACCCCUUCUAAACGUCCUCUUAAACUUCCUACUCUCUCUCUUGCUAAAGCUAUUGCUGCUGAGUGGGAUUUCCAGCAAACAGAUGGAAUUAGACCCUUCACAAUGCCAUUGAUGAAGCUUGCUUGCACUGCAUUGGAACGAGUUCCUGUUGUUCGCCCAAAAAUAAUUGAGAAUUUGAUGAGCAAAUUCAGUCAAGACUUAGUUUUUUGUCGUGCUCCAAACGAUAACGAAUUAACCAGCGGUGUCUAUGAACGCCAAGUUGAAAAAAUAGAUCCUCUAUUAAAGUGGGUGGAGUCAGAAUUUGGCUACAAGCCUGUAGUGUACACCUGUUUUUUUGGUGGCAAGCAGGAUGAAGGUCUUGUAAAAGCCGUUGAAAGUCUAUUGAAGAAAGCAGAUGAUUGUGAACUAGCUACCAUUGAUGCAUUGACAUCUGCAUCACACUCUUUAAUUAUUUCUAUCGCUAUAAUUCGUGGAAAAUUGCAAUUAGGGGAGGCCAUUGAGUUGAUACGUCUUGAAGAAGAUCUGCAGGUGGACAAGUGGGGUCUUGUCGAGGGUGGUCAUGAUAUUGAUAUUGCGGAUUUGAAGGUGCAGAUUGCAUCUGCUGCUGUGUUCCUUGGGCUAUCAAGAAGGUCAUAGUAUCCACAUUUUUGAAAUUUUUUUAUCAUGAGUUGAUUGUGCAUUUUUUGUUUUUGUAUGCUUCGUUGAAGGCUGUAUUGUACUAAUGACAAAUGGACAACCAAUGUGCUGGAGCUUUUUGUAAACAUGUUGUAGCCUCUGCAAAAGUAGCAAGAGUAAUAAUAUCUGCUUCGGCAUUUCUGAGUAUCGUAACCUUUUUUUUUUUAAUACUUUAUAUUAUGCAAACAUUUGCAAAAACUGCACAAGAAAGGAAUCUAUAAGGGAAGAAAUAAUGUUGACACUGUUAUUCUUAAAUUCGUGUUUCAUUCUGGUUCUACAGGUGAAAUCUGGAAUGUGAACUAAAUUAUCAGUGUUGAAACAUAUAGGAACUUAGGGUAAACAUGUACUUAUCGCCGUAAUGGUUUCGUUAUAACAUGAAUAUAUAUGUAAGCUUCACCACUUUCAGUUCUGUUUUUAGUCAUGUGCUGUUGUACAAUGUAUAUUAUAUAGUGCCAAACGGUUGGUAGCAUGCCGAAGCAGCUGCUGUUGUGGCAGAUUAAGGAUCUUCAUUGCAGCAUUGCACACAAACUGGUGGUUGUUUAAUGACACAGUAACAGCAAGUGGUAUCACAGUCAUUAUUGCAACCUGUUACAGAAAAUCACCUUUGAGUUAGUUUUUAUGCUUACUGUUGCCAUUUGCAUCAAGAUUUUUUUAUUUUCUACUGGAAAGAAAGCUUUGAUUCACUGAUUGGCAUCACUUUCAUUUCAUCAUUACCUGUGACUGUGAUGACAUAUUGAGAUGAUUCCAGUUCAUGUGGCUUCAAGACAAAUGGAAGUCGGUUGGUUGCCAAGACAGCGAUGACAUUAAUUGCGACAAGGCUCAUGAAGAAGUAAGCUAUUGCUAGUGAUUGCCUCAUAGUGUAUAAGAUUUGCUUUCAGUUGGAUUGCCUAAUACUGUCAAAAGUGGCUGGAAAAUCCAUCACCAACAUCUUUUAUAGGAUUGUUUUUGUACUUUAUAUUCUAAGGUUUCAAACAUAUGACAUGAUUUAUCAACAGUGUGGCUUAUUGUAUAUUGUAGUUACUAGAAGAGGCAUCUUUUACUAGUUAAGAAAAACAUCAUGUUCAUUACAUGCUAAUAGGAAAUAUUUCAAUUCCAACAGA